CAGUGACGCAAGUGACAACGUUAUGGUGAACUUCACCUUAGUUUUCUUCAAAGGAAAUAAGACUGUUGAUGAGCUUCAUCAGGUCCUAGAAAAAUCCGUGGAAAAUGGCAGUGUUUAUUCGUUACCAGUGCAGAGAGGCACGCUCCGGCUAACUCUAAUAAGUGAGUUCACCAUUCUUUGUUGUACAGAGUGCUGUCCGAUCAAUUACUGUAAAACCAAAACCUAAGUACCACCGUAACAAGUCGUAGUAAGGCUAAAUAUCACAAGUAUCAGUGAGGCACUUAACUGAACACAUGUAAAGGACGCGGGAAAAGCUUCUGUCAAAGUUUAGGCUCUAUUUUUAAACUGAUUUAUUUCAUUUGAGUGAUUUUCACGCUCUCUAUAUAAAAGCAUAAAAAUCAGGCCUGGGAAAGUAACGGGAGACGCCGAAUUUUCAAGGAAUGAAGUUGAAUGAAUCCGGGGCUGAUGGUCAGGCCUAAAUCGCAUCCGGCAUUAAUGCCAUCAAUACAAUGUAUUAUUUGUUAGAAAAUGAUCCUCUGUUUCUUCUCCGUUAUACCUUAGCGACUCCAGCACCUGCUACAGCUGUUCCACCGGCUGUAGCCGCACGGAGCAAGAAAAUUGAACCGUGGAUUAUUGUCGUGGUUGCAUCUAUUGGUGGACUGCUGUUCUUGGUGCUGGUUUGCGCCAUUAUCGCCUGCUGUGGCAGGAGGAGGAAGAAGAAAAAAGGUGAGAAACGGAGUGCGCAGGCUGUACCCAGCAAUGGUACAUGUGGUACAUGUAAUGAAAAGACUAUUACCAGAACUAUACCAUUUGUGUCAAACAAUAUCACAAAGAGACGUAGGUAAGAUGUUAGUGAACAGUGCCACUUUAUCAUAGUGUGUUCUUCUGGAAUGGUGAGAGAGCUUAAUUAGCAACCACUUAGCUAACAUAAGAAAAAUGUAAGGUUGCCUGUUGGAACGUGGAAGGUAUGAAAUUACUGAUAAUCACGUUUAUGUUUUUGACCACUGGACAUCUUAAUAACGGUGCGGAAUGUAUGCUGAAAAAUUCUAGAACUUCAGUGGCUCACUGUUCAUGCGGUUUUGUCUUCCUACCCUCUUUGUAAGAAUUUUUUUUAAACUUUUGAACAGUAUUUUUAUUAGUUUAUAUCUCGUCUAUUUUCUCGCUAAAGGACAAUUUUGACUCGUAUGCAAUAAACUUUGGUAAAGUGAUGGUUGAUUUUACUCUUUCGUAAGGCGUUAUUACUAUUGAAAACACAGUGUUUUAAGUAGCUACUUCAAGGCUACUUGAUGCAACAUAUAUAUGCUUAUGAAUUUCCCACAUUAUUCUGAAAAGUGUUUGUGUCAUGACAGUUUUAAUCUUUGUUCCUCCAUAGAUGUAUCCCAAGGAUACGAAGAGCACACGUGAGUUGUACGCUUGACUUCUUAAUUAAUUGGACAUUCUCUUUUGGGAAAGUUGUUAUAAGCACUGGAAAACAAACAUCGAAAUAGGCAUGUGUUUCAGGUAUAAACGCAACCAUGAGAUCAUCCAGGUGUGAUUGCUUCAAACGCUUAUGGUUAAAUACCCGAAAUGUUAUCAGUGAAAUUUGCUACAAUGCACUGUUGUAAGAACAUAACGAUUUUGAUGUUACAACAGAUCUGUAUGGCAAAGAACGAGUUCUAGAUAUUAGUGUUGUUUUGGUGCUCAGUGUGUUUUCAUCGUCUCUGUUGGCAGUGGAAAGUGGAUUGAUCUGCCUCAUGGUGAAAACGGAAAUAAGUCAUCAAAAGAGGAGUAUGCAGUGACCAAUUCUGUGGCUUACAUGGAGGGUGGACCUUACCAGGUGCGAAAACCAGCGAAUGAUUACUUUGUUAAUAGAAGUGCCUGUGCUGAAAUAGUACCAAUAACACAACUAGGGACAAGAAAUCUCUAGCUCUGUAGUUCCCAAUCUCUCCUGGUUAAUUUGUUAUUCGGAUGAAAAUAUCAACAUGUGACGUCACCUUUAACAGUUUGGGUCUUGAUUGUAAUCGAUGUAACUGAGGACUAUGCAAGGGGUGAUCUUUUUCAAAGGUAGAUAGCCGAAGCGGCCUCGUGCUCUCAUUUGUUUCUCGAUAUUUGGAUACCACGAUUAAACCCUCGCACUCGUUUUUUAUAUACUGUGUAUCGAUGGGACAGUCGAGCGUUCUCUUCGGAGGAGCCAUCCACUCUCUGGAAAACUGCGACUCUUUGUUGGUCAGUGGCAUGUAUUUGACCCAAAUUGUUAUGGUGGCAAUGCACAUGAUGAGUACCCUUCCUAUGUUAACAAAACGGCUGUUGUUACAUUUAAUCCACGAAACAUGGACGUAAUCGCGAUGAGGACUUUUAUUGCAACACGUCUUUACACCUCACUUGGGGCACAACUUGAAUCGAUAACUAAUGCUGUCAGUUAAAUCUUUUGUACUUGGUUGAGAGCGUUUUUAAUGUGUGGAUUAUUUGAUUGAACUGUGAAUGGUAUUUCUGUAGGAACGCGCUGUUGAAGAGAAAGAACCCGAGAGCAAUGGUGAGUUAAACGUAGGUCAUUUAGUUUACCGAUAACGAAAGUCAUUGAAGGCGUUCUCUGCGCAUAAAAACACCGAAAUGAACAAGUUCCUUGUUAAGGCUGCAAAAAUAACGGGGUUGAAGUGAAGUCCCUGUUCUUGGUCACGAAAUGCAGGUGACAAUUUAAGGUCUGGGUACCAGGAAAAAAAAAUGAUUGAAAUGGAUGUAGAUGUUCCCUGUUUGAAUACAAACAAAAUGUACUGACAAGAAGUUAAACUCAAGUGACGGAACUGCUAUGUUUUCAGGCAACAACACCCAUAUGUAGCGUGGGAUUCAGGAAAGGAAGGAACGACAAGGACAGGAAACCAAGAACAAGAACAAGAACAAGAACCAUUUAAAGCACAAGCUAACUUUUUAAUGAAAUUUACGCUGACGUGAUGUUUGAUAUAUACUUCGACAGCGAAAUUGAAAGUGGUUUCUUGAGGAGAUAUGUCUUGUCUUAUUAUCGUCUUGUUUUGGAUUUCAAAAGGACAGCUUCCUGUUUUUAUAAGCUUGCCAACCGGGUGUUCAAAAUCUCCCAUCAUUUUUAUACUCGUGCGACUCAAACUACUUUUAAGUCGAGUUCGUUGCAUUUAUUCCCAUAAUGAAUCUUGGGUUAUAAAAUUGUUCAUGCAAUUUAAUUUUGUCUUAUUAUCGUCUUGUUUUGGAUUUCAAAAGGACAGCUUCCUGUUUUUAUAAGCUUGCCAACCGGGUGUUCAAAAUCUCCCAUCAUUUUUAUACUCGUGCGACUCAAACUACUUUUAAGUCGAGUUCGUUGCAUUUAUUCCCAUAAUGAAUCUUGGGUUAUAAAAUUGUUCAUGCAAUUUAAUUUUGUCUUAUUAUCGUCUUGUUUUGGAUUUCAAAAGGACAGCUUCCUGUUUUUAUAAGCUUGCCAACCGGGUGUUCAAAAUCUCCCAUCAUUUUUAUACUUUAUACUUUUAUACUUUUAAGUCGAGUUCGUUGCAUAUAUUCCCAUAAUGAAUCUUGGGUUAUAAAAUUGUUCAUGCAAUUUAAAAAGUAAAGAGGAUGAAGCCACUAGAACCUCAUCCUCACCCACAUUGAAGCUUAGAUUGCACAAGAAAACGUAAAUGUUUUUCUGCAGAAUGCAGCUGGUUUGCAUGAAAUUAUUCACCAAUAUUUAUUGCACAUCCAUUUAAUCAGUUUUUUUUAUAUUAAUUUAAGCUGUUUUUGUUACUCUGCUCACUGAAACUUUGAAAUAAAAUCGCGUAC
Messenger RNA from Pocillopora meandrina, 3759 nucleotides. The record is from the annotation of a GenBank genome assembly. NCBI's taxonomy places the organism in Eukaryota, Metazoa, Cnidaria, Anthozoa, Scleractinia, Pocilloporidae.